AUGAAUUCGAAAGGGAUGCUUUUAAGGUUGUUGCGGCUGGGUUUAUUAAGCUUACUUUUCGUUCACCAAACAAGGCCAGCGUUGUCUAUCAUUGAGGAAUCGGUGAAGGAAUUAAUUGUGGAAAGACCAGCUAGGACUUACGAUUCAUUUACGGUUAACAUGAAACCCAACCGUACCUGCGGAGUAUUUGGAAGUGAUCGUGACACUUUUUGCAACACGCUGGGGGCAAUUCUAUUAGAGUACACAUUAGAUCGUAGCUCUUGCAAAUGCCAAUGCUUGAUCUACCAGCCCUUUACCUUUCUGUCUUCAAUACAGAGGUGCGCUAAUACAAACCAAGUACGCGACUUUGGAGGUGAGCUUAUUUAGCAUACAUCAUAUUAGCAUUCAUGAGGCCCUGUUGGUGGGGGUGCCCAUGUCCCCUGUCUGAAUUUCACAGCCAGCUAUGUCGCAAUUUCGGAACAUUUUCGUGUCGCCUGUCGGAAUUUGUAUAGGUAAUAGCAUGAUUUGUAGUGGUAUUUGGCAUAUAUACCACGAGUGAUAUUUCGAAACUGUUAUACGUAAUUUCACGAGCCGUUAGGCGAGUGAAAUUUGAGUUAAUUUUGAAAUAUCACGAGUGGUAUUUAUGCCAAAUAUCACGUACAAAUCAUGCUAUUAUUUGUUUAUACUACUACCCGCAAGAGGUUUGUAAUUUUCACAUGUAGGUAUUUCAAAUUAAGCUGAAAUACCACUGCUCUAAGCCAAUCAAAUUGCAGAAAUUUCUCAUGUAGUAGUAUAACAAUAAUAAUUUUUUAGCUCGUUUCCAGUCUGACAAUCCGCAUUCGCUGCAACAACGCCAACGGAACAUACGGCCUCUAUCUUUAGUACUUUUAAGCCCAGGGUUUUAAGACCUUUGUAAAUGUUCGAGAUUCAUUCUNUCCCCUGUCUGAAUUUCACAGCCAGCUAUGUCGCAAUUUCGGAACAUUUUCGUGUCGCCUGUCGGAAUUUGUAUAGGUAAUAGCAUGAUUUGUAGUGGUAUUUGGCAUAUAUACCACGAGUGAUAUUUCGAAACUGUUAUACGUAAUUUCACGAGCCGUUAGGCGAGUGAAAUUUGAGUUAAUUUUGAAAUAUCACGAGUGGUAUUUAUGCCAAAUAUCACGUACAAAUCAUGCUAUUAUUUGUUUAUACUACUACCCGCAAGAGGUUUGUAAUUUUCACAUGUAGGUAUUUCAAAUUAAGCUGAAAUACCACUGCUCUAAGCCAAUCAAAUUGCAGAAAUUUCUCAUGUAGUAGUAUAACAAUAAUAAUUUUUUAGCUCGUUUCCAGUCUGACAAUCCGCAUUCGCUGCAACAACGCCAACGGAACAUACGGCCUCUAUCUUUAGUACUUUUAAGCCCAGGGUUUUAAGACCUUUGUAAAUGUUCGAGAUUCAUUCUGACUUCUUGGAAUAGUAAUUGAAGUUAAUAAAAUUCCAUUUAGUAAACUAUACAAGUGUAGAGAUAUUUUAAAAUGGCUUGGCGUGAAUCGAUAAUCUGGCAAAACACUCGAGCUAUCAUAACGUUUCUAAAAUUCUGGUAGUGCAAGAGUCUAAUGUUUCUUCCGAGUUAAACUCUGAUUUAGUUGUCAGACUGUGCUUUCCCGUAACUAUAACAACCCAGGAGGAAGGACAUUAUCAACCAUUCAUUAUCUGUAAGGCAUGCGUUUACAAGAAGUCUGUGAAAAAUGAACUAAAGGUCCAGCCGAUUUGGGCGGAUGACAGUUCUCCCGGAUGUUGUGCGAAGUGGCAUUCCUCCAGAGACGACGUCUGCUGGGUUUUCAUCAUCAUCAGAGUUGAGGUCCUGUCCUCUUCACCGCCUUCUUUGGCUGGCAAAAGGUCUUGCACGUCAUUUUGGUAUCGAAGAAAUGUCUCGUAUUAUACCUCCGUCAAUUUCACAAAAUUGCACCCUUUUUCAAAAUGCUCUUCCCCCACUUUACUGACGAUAGCAUCUCCGUGGAUUCGUACGCUUUCAUUCAAAGUAAACAACAGACAGUCUUCAAAAAAAUGAAGAAACAAACAACUCAAUAUCACAAAAAGAAUUCUCUUCCUUGUCGGUGGCAUCAGCUACGAUAAUUCCAACAAAGAAGGGUCCCCUGUUCGGGUAUCCACGUAUGUGGUCGCGCUUGACGAGCACAACACUGUUGGCCUCAAAUAAAAUGGCUCAUCUGACAACUUCCUGCUCAAUCUCUGUGACCACUAUUUCUCUAGCUGUAAGCUAAGGUCGUCUGUGGUGGAAAAAUCUAAUGGUCUUGGAGGCUGAUCUGGUGUUGCGUAUGCGAACAAUGGAAGUGUACCUACAUUGUCCUUGGUACUUUGAUUUUGAACGGUCAGUUGACGGACCGGUUUACCAGAGCUGUCCCUCCAGUCUCUCAUCAACCUCUGGUCAUCUUUUGCCAUUUCUACUGACAAUGGAACAGACAAAGAAGGCAGGUCUCGAAUCGGGAGUUUCAUCUUAUCUGGUACUUCAUAAUAAGAGUGUGGGGAAGUGUAGUAGACAAAGCCAAUGUCAGUGAGUUGCUUCAAUGACUCGCAAAUGGUGGGCGCAAAUACGGUGAAACCUGUAUUAAGCGGACACCGUAUUAAGCGGACACCCUCUAUUAAGCGGACAGUAGCCGAGGUCCCCAAAUUUAUUUCCCUUAUUUACUUUAAAUGAAGCCUUUAUUAAGCGGACACCUCUACUAAGCGGACGCGGACACCUAGAAAGUACCUGAAAUGGUCAUUUCUAUUGUUGCCAAUUAACCUGUAUUAAACGGACACUUGUAAUUAAAUUCCACCACCCAACAUGCCAGACACCGGAAAUGCGAAAGAUUCCCACACACAAAUGUUAAUAUUUUUACUUUAAAAAACGUCACUUGACGAACUUAUUUGAUUAGUUUCACAGUACAGUGUUGUUUUCUAUUUCGUUUUGUUUCUAUAGAGCUUGUUUCACUCAUCUGAGUUCUUCAAAUUUGAGUUGCAAUCUAUGGGUAUGGUACUAUCAUCUUUAAUAAAGAAAUUAAUGCAAACGUAUAUUGUCAUAGUCUCUGGGAGUAUUCUAAAUGCUUCCACUGUUCAUUUGAAUGGCAUUUGACACCUCAUAUGACAUUAUCUAUCAAAACCUGUAUUAGGCGGACACCUCUUAUUAAACAGACACUACAGCAUUCCCCAAGGGUGUUUGUUAAUACAGGUUUCACUGUAACUCGCUUACCAUUUGGAACACCGAGAUGAAAGCGAUCGAUAAAGAAAAAAAAACUCUCUAACAGAUUGAUGGAGCACGCACGUGGAUCAUGCAAUAAUGCAAGGAGGAGAACAUGAUACACAAAGCGGCAAAGUCCUCAAAGGGAGUGAUGCAUUGAACAUGUCAAUCAAAUGAAAUGAACAAUCAAAAUAGCAGUAAAAUGAGACGUAUUUCUGCUUGCCUUUAUUGGACCCUUAUUAGCCAUUAUUGAUCAUUAUUAAGUAAUUACUACCGAAUAGUGUACGCGCAAAUGUUCUGCAGGACAUUCACAAUUCUGUCAAUUCUCAAAUUCUCAAAAUUCUACAAAUUCGCUGUCAGACAGUCUUGACAUUGGUGUCGCUUUCGCUAAUUCGUUGCAAUAGUCUGUCGGUCGUCGCUAGUUCGUGGCUCUCAUGUCGCCAGGUUCAAGGCCAUGUCGCUUGUCGGAAUUUACCCCUAACAGGGCCUCAUUCAUCAGAUUGCAUCAUUAUCAUUGUGCUGUAGUCAGUUUUCGCAAAUAAAACACGGCAUAGUCAGGUCUCUUAGUGCAAAAUAUAGGCGGGAUCGUUACAGACAUGACAAGUGUCAAAUGUGGCACAACUGGAGCUUCCUUAGCACCUGCUGAUUAAUACUAGAGGGGGUGACCAUUAUAAACAGUCCUAAUUACAGAUAAAAAGGGGGGGGGAUUAACUGUUACCUAUAAUAGCUGAUUGGGUACCCUGUGGUGAGUACUCUUUUUGUUUGAUUUGGCUUAAAAAACAUUUGUUUCAAAUUUUUAAGUUUUUAAUUUGGUUAUGUUUAGUUGUUGUUACACUAUUAAUAUUCAAAAUAGUUUUACAUGUACACAAUACUGACUACUGCCCAGUCUCCACACGGUAUUAAAGUGUGGCCAUGUUCACUGUGCGGCUAUCAGCGUCACUGCUAUUAAAGACUUUCCAGGGAUAAUGUUAUCGCAUAUCAAUUUAAACAGAUCACAAAGCCAGCUUUCAAAGAUGAAAUACAAUAACAUAAAACCCAAACAUAUCACAUCCUACGCGAUAGAAUCCCAUCUUGGUCAUAAUUUCCCAAAUACAAGAAAAUAUCGUUAAAUUUUGACAUGCCACAUGAACAACCUCAUGAACUGUAACUGACAACACGCCCACUUUGUAAUUGUGCAGCUUAGAUUAGAUUGCUGGUAACCCUGUCCUUGAGAUAAUAGGAAAAUGCCAACCUCGUCCUUGGGGGGGGGGGGGGGGGGGGGGGGGGGGGGGGGAGUAGGGGUGGCACAGUUGGUUAGUGCACAGCCUUCGGUGCGCAAGGUCGCGAGUUGGAUCCCCAUUUGGAGAUGGUGACAAAAACGAACACAAAAAAGUCACAAAAUGAGAUGCAUGAAAUAAGCGCAAUCUUAUAUUCGUGUUACAGCGAUAUGGCUCCUUUGCCUGCUAUGCAGACGUUAUUGAAGAUGGAAGUAGUAUCACAGCUAGUCCUGGGUUAGGUAUACUGUUUAUUACCAGUUUCACGGUUCCUGAGAGUUAGGGCCUGUUAACAUAUAGGUGGGAGACCCCAGGUAGGUGAGGUAACCUGCUUAGGUGGGGUAAAAAAUAACCCUCCUUUACAUGCAAUCUUACAACCCCACCAUCCUGAGGUGCACUUUCUCAAGAUUAUUGAAUGGUCCCUAAGCACGUAAACAAUGUGCUUUCUAUUGUUACCUUUAAUAAUAAAUUAUGUGAAGCCACCGCCAAAGUGAAUUUUGUGCAAAUUUGAUGUAUCACGAAUCCGACCUCGACUAGCCUGGGUUACCCCACCUUGAAACAUUGACAUCAUGGCAAAAUUUGACCGGAGCUGUGCGGGGUACCCCGUCUAGCAGACCGGGCUACCCACCUUGAAGGGUAACUGUCAAAGCAUGCAUGUGCGUCCAGCAGAUAAAGAGAGACUGAAAGGCAUCCAGGCCUAUGUUGAGCUCGAAAAAUUAAUAUUACCUCCUUAUAUUAGGAAAGAACUAUUUUGGGUUCUGUCAUUUUGUUACUUGCUCUUCUUGAACAGCUGUCAUACACCUGCCAACCUUGUUACAUUUAUAGGCGUGACAUUUUUUAACUUAAGAAUGCCAAGAUUUUUUGUAGGGGUCCGAUAAUAUCCGCAGAUGUCCGAUUAAGGCGUUCCGAAGAGUUCCGAAGAUAUGACAAAGAGUUCUAACACGAACACAGGAACACAAAGGAACAUUGACUUCCCUACUUAAAAAAAGAGAAUUUGGAGAAAGUCAAUCAUUCACAUAGACUUCUCUUUUCUCUCUUUGGUUCUGGUUUGUUGAAACAAUUAAUAUAUUUUUCAAAAUGUGUCAGUUAAUGCUGUAAUGACUCAAACUUUUCUUCCAGGCAUGUCAACUCUUAUUUCUAACGGGAUAUUAUUUCACAAUUUAUGUGAAAUAGAAUACCCUGCCAGCAUGACGCUGGAACAUGAUUAGUGGCGGUGUUACGCAGACGUCCCUUUUCCGCGCGCAACAAAGGAAAUUGAAGACGUCUGCAUGCAGGCAACUUUUGAUCUCUGCUUCUUUUUUUUUCUUUAUAUCUUACUUUUACACAGUUUCCGCAAAAAGUUUUUAACCUCUUUUGCUGCUCAAAGCAGAGUAAUGGCUAAACAUUUCACAAAACAGCGAGUCUCUGAUCUCAUAACAAUGACACACAAUGACAUCUGUGUGAGGAUUUCUUGUAGCAAGGCAUUCUCAGGGAGUGACAUCUUAGAUGUAUCUGUACUCUAACAGAUCAUGUGCAAUGACCAAUCACAGCAUGCGUACGUAGCAUUCACAUCAUUGUAUAAAUGAGUAUAGAGACCAACUACCUCACUGUUGGUUGGGGCUUAUUUGGCAACUUUAAAACCGUUUUUUAGCUUAUUUCAUACAUUUUUAAUGACUUAAUUGUAGCUGCUACACUUUCCAAACUUACAUUUAUUUAGAACAUGUUUGUCCUUGGCUUUCAAAGUACUAUUGCUAGAUUAAUUUGUUAUCAUAAUUGCUUUUUUUUGUUCUCAUGAUCACUAACUACAAGAAAAAGAUUCCUUAUUAGCAAAUUAAAAAGUGCCUGGGAUUACUGUGUUGACAUGAGAUGAAAAUUAAAGUUGCCCACAAUUUAGCUGCUGGCCACCCCUGAGUCUAAGGGUGCAAAGAAUAUCAGACAGUUUUCCAGCCUUGGGCACUGCAUCUAGCACGUACUAGCCCAGAAUUCACUUCAACUACAGUUAACUCCCUAUAUAGCGGACACUGUAGGGACCUUAAAUUGAUCUGUAGCGAGAGUCCGUAGCGGAGUUUAUUUCAGUCAAAUGUCUGUAAUUUAUUUUUACCCGGAAUUUAUCUGCUGUCCGUAUUAUCGGGGUGUCCGUUAUAGCGGGGUGUCCGCAAGGCGAGAGUUGACUGUAGGCUGAAAAAAAUUUUAUCAAUCAUUGAUUGCUACGUACAGUGAAUACAUCUGUAAUUUGAAUUAAUGGCUCCCUCAGCAAGACAAUAUCACUUUUUAAUACCUGUCGAGCAAGUUAAGAACAGUCGAAUUCACUAGCCUGACAGCAAAAUCUACCAAAUUGGAACCACGAUAUAACAAACCUCUAUAUAAUGAAGUCCUUGGUGUAAUAAAUGAUUUUCUUUCAGUGUUUCAGUUAAUUCUUUCAAGCAUGGGUCAUAUAGGAGACCAUCUGAGCUUGGGUAACCCGGAGCACAUUUUUUUUUGUUAUAUUUAAUGUAGCAUUUAUAUUUUAUCUGUCUGUUCAGGAAGCCUUCUUUGUUGGGUCAUUGAUGAAAACUUUACCAUUACUGACCAUGAACAAAUUUACCUUGGGAACCCCAUGACUACUUGAUUAAUAAGUCAUUAUGUAAUGAUCUGGGGCCAUUUUUUAAUGUUUGACAUAAAGUUGUAGCUCUUUCUUUUACAACUUAUAGGCAUUAAAAUAAUAUUUUUAUUAUGAAGUACUCGAUGAGACUAACAUGUUUUAUUUUUCUACUUACAGGUUGUGAUGAGUAUCUAAAUCUCCCCCCCAUUUUGUCUUUCCAAGCAGUCCCACAGCAGCAGCCAAUGGAUCUGAUGAUAGCAAGUUCAGUGUCACUUUCAGCUACACAAGCAACAAGCUGCACUUUUAAUAAAAAAUACUCUGUUCAUGACAACAGUGGCUUUCAGAGUAGGUGGAGAACCAUCAGCAACAGGUUUUUCAAUCUGACUAUGACAAGUGGGAAUGGCAAAUUUAAUCUUAAUGUAAGAGCUGCUGAUUAUCAUAGUCAAUAAUUUACUGUGAUACCAAAUGCAGUUUAGCUUUAAUUUUAUUUCACUCAAUUUUCAGUAAUGUAAGUUAAGGAUGUGUUACCUGUUUUGUGUUGUUAGGCAAGCAGUGAGGUUUUAGGAUAUACCCAUGUUUUCAAGGGAUUUUGGCUGAUAUACAGUGACACUUGAAAAUCUUCAGAAGUUCCUAUCACACCCUGUUCUAGAAGGCAAUUACAAACUAUGGUUGACAUCACCUUGUUUGGCAAAAAGUUAAAUCAUGUAAUGUUGAGCUGCUCAGUCAUUAACCCCCCCCCCCCAACCAGUUAGUUCAUCAUACAGUUAAAUCUAUAUUAACCCCCCCCCCCCAACCAGUUAGUUCAUCAUACAGUUAAAUCUGAGAAACUACCCACCUUAAGUUUCCCCUCGAUCGCCUAAUAGAUCUUAACAUUUUGCGCUAAUUAAGAAGUGAGUGUUAAUAGGGAAGGGGUAGGUGGGCGUUUUCUCUGCAAUCUAUUACUGAUCUUUAAUUGUCAGUUCAAUCCCUCAUCAGACCACCAACCUGGCUUUUAUGGUGGCUGUGAUUACCACCUUCUUGAUCCAGUUCAGAGGAUCAGGUGAUCAAUAUUUGGUAGCCUUGUCUUGUAAAGCAUCUACGUGUUCUUAUCAAUAAAGGGUUGCAUGCAGUAACUAUAACAAAACAAAUGCAUAACUAACUUGAUCAACACUUUCAUGAACCUUGUGUACAAUAUCAGGUCUCAGCUGUCUUUUAUCUUCUAGUGGAAAGCAGACAGCAAUGGAACACUGUCUGGCAGGAUCAUCCGUAUUCCUAUUACUUGUAGCAAUGCAACAGGUUCAAGCUCAACACCAUGUUUCCUUAUAAAAGCGAAAGGAGCUGUUACUUGUAAGUAUAUUUUCUUUUUAAUUUGUUGGCAACAUCCUAACAGUUUCUUUUAAUUACAGACACAUUUUCUCCAGCUUGGAGUUACCUUUUUUUUUUCAAUGAAAACGUUACCUUAAACAGAAGCAUUUUUCACCAUUAUUUUUCCUGAUAUAAUGUAUAUAUACUGGCGAGUUCAUUAAUUUAAAAUGUACUUGAAUCACUCUUGACAUCAACAGACUAUGAAUUAAUGAUAAUUGUUUAAAGAAAACCAGUACAUACUGAAACCAUUUGUCGUACAACUGACUCUACUCUCACAAGGCCACAACUAUAUGGACUUUUUGUAAUUAAUAACGCCAAGCAAUUAUGUUUCUGUUUUUCUGUCUGUCAGAGUUAUUAUUAAUCUGAAAUGCCCUACCCCUCGGAUCCCUCAAAGUCAAAUGAUUGGACCCAUAGUUGAGAAGGGACAGAUACAUUACCUUCUGGGUGAUCCAUUCAGCAUUUUAUCUUUUUGCAUCAGAGACUACUCAGUUCAAAACACAGAAUUGGAUUUGGGUUUUACCACAGGCAGCCCAAUAGUAUUGGCAUAAAAUUAAAGUAUCUUGUCUGAAAACUCAUGACAACAAAUUUGUUAAUUCUUUCUUUUUACUUUGUCUUUCGUUACAGAUUAUGCCCCACCUACUCCUACGGUUUCAUCAUCAGCUUCAUCAGUCGCAGUAUCUAUGUUGUUUUCUUCAUCGUCAUCAGUGAUAUCACCCCUUCCACCCUCUUUUUCACUAUCUACACAAACAUCAUCAUCAUUAUUAUUGUCAUCAUCAUUGACAUCAUCAACAACUACUAGUCAGUCAUCACUGUCAUCACAUUUACCACUAUCAUCACCAAUAUUGUUCACGUCAUCUACAUUGUCACCAUCACCAUCUUUAAUUGUGAUUCUAAGUACAAUAACAUCGGGAGUUUCACAUUCAGUUUCUUCAUAUUUCCCAUCUGCGCAAAUUCCAACUGCAAAAUUAUAUACCCCAAAAACAUUACCCACAGGAAUCCCAUUUCAAUCCACCAGUGUAGAAGCCAAACCAUCAAAGGUAGGUCUGUGUUAAUUCUCUCCCUAUCAAGGAAACAUAACAUUUAUAUUAUAUAUCGAUCAAUACAUCUAUUUGUCACUAUACAUAAUAGUGACUUGGUAGGAGAGGAUCUGUGACCUCUUGAUCUGUAAGCUGACCUUGUCAAUGAUUAUUAAUUAACCAUACAAAUCAUCAAUGGUGAACCAAAAAUUAAAGGAACAAUAUCCCGUUACUGCGCAUGCACCAAACUUUGAUUUUUGGACAGGGUGUCGCGAAAUCAAAAGCUGCGAGGAGAGUAAAACCAAAAAUUAACCGUUAAAAAUUUUAUUCCCCAUUGGGCAGUCGGAAAAUAAUCGCCUAAUGUAGCACAUACUAGAUAUAUAUACAUAUUUUUUUGUCCCUCUUAGGCCGUUAUAACUGCAGUGUCUUCUACUUCUGCCACCAGUAGUGGCCCAGGUGACAAGGGAACAAAUACGAGUGGAAAUGAUAAUGGCAUUGUUAUUGGUUCUGCUGUGGGUGGUGGUGUAGUUCUUGGAAUUUUGGUCGUCCUGAGCAUUGUGAUUUGUUGGAAACGGAGGAAGCCAGGGUAAUUAGAUGUCUGAAUUAUUUAAAUGACAGUGAUAAGUUGUCUUGUUGACGUACAUCCACAGCCAAGAUUUCAUCUUACUUCCUUUUCCCAUUAUUUCGAUUCUCAUUAGCUGUCACCUCUUUCUUGGGCGGAGCGCCAAGUAAAGGAUUCGCGACAUUCAGGAUUGUCCUGCUAUUUUCACCCUAAAUUCAGUCUACUUUUUGGUGUGAAAUUGGUUAUCACUGUACAUGAAUGAAAAGGCAAAACGCUGUGCACAGGACAUGACUCACCCUUAGACUCACCCUUCUUUGUCUUUCCUUCUCACAUCUGGUAGAAAAUAAAUUGAUUUUUAUAGUGCAACGGAUACGCUGUUUAGAGACAAGGUCUCAAAGGUUUAUUUAAGGUUUCUAAGAUAAUAUGCCUCAUCGAAUAUCGAAGCGCUUAGAAAUAUCACGAUUUUCUUCAUUAUUGUAGAUGGUUGCAUCAUCAAUAUUCAUGAGAUUUUAAUACGUGCGAUUNAACAAAUACGAGUGGAAAUGAUAAUGGCAUUGUUAUUGGUUCUGCUGUGGGUGGUGGUGUAGUUCUUGGAAUUUUGGUCGUCCUGAGCAUUGUGAUUUGUUGGAAACGGAGGAAGCCAGGGUAAUUAGAUGUCUGAAUUAUUUAAAUGACAGUGAUAAGUUGUCUUGUUGACGUACAUCCACAGCCAAGAUUUCAUCUUACUUCCUUUUCCCAUUAUUUCGAUUCUCAUUAGCUGUCACCUCUUUCUUGGGCGGAGCGCCAAGUAAAGGAUUCGCGACAUUCAGGAUUGUCCUGCUAUUUUCACCCUAAAUUCAGUCUACUUUUUGGUGUGAAAUUGGUUAUCACUGUACAUGAAUGAAAAGGCAAAACGCUGUGCACAGGACAUGACUCACCCUUAGACUCACCCUUCUUUGUCUUUCCUUCUCACAUCUGGUAGAAAAUAAAUUGAUUUUUAUAGUGCAACGGAUACGCUGUUUAGAGACAAGGUCUCAAAGGUUUAUUUAAGGUUUCUAAGAUAAUAUGCCUCAUCGAAUAUCGAAGCGCUUAGAAAUAUCACGAUUUUCUUCAUUAUUGUAGAUGGUUGCAUCAUCAAUAUUCAUGAGAUUUUAAUACGUGCGAUUCUACUUAAUGAAACAGUCUUUACGACUUGAUUCUACAAGUGUUAAAAGGGCCUUUACCUAAAUCACUGCAUGGUUACUAAACUUGAUUAUUACUUUUGAUAAACUACUAGUCCCUUCUUUGCAUUUUUUUGUAAUUCUGAAUCUCGACAGGUUAAAAGUUAUUCAUUUAUUCUUUGAAAAAAAUUAAUAAACUGAUACACUUAUUAAUUUACUUUAAUACCCUUGAUUUGUUGCGUAUGUUCUUAAAAUGUUACAUAGUUGUAUAUUUCAUGUAGUUUCAUAUGUUGCAAAUGGGUCUGGAUUUUUAUAGCUCAAUCUUAGUUGAGAUUCCUGAAUAUGCGGACCCAGGCAAUGAGAUCCAGUUGGAAACAACAAACGAAAGUUAUACAUCACCUAUUGCACAGGAUCAACAACCAACAUAUCAAGGCCUGCUCAAUGACAACAGUGAGUUUUUGUCUAUAAUUAUUUCAUCGUGUGCAUCAUACAACUGAUUUCCUAGAGAUCAAUUUGGACUGCAAAGAAAGAAUAUAAUAAAAUUAAACGUUUUCAUCAUUUUUUAUAUCUAAUUAUAUUUUUAAUCGUUUUAAUUUUAAUGUGCUUGUCUUAUUCAGUUAUUAUUGGGCAGAUUUUUUUUAUAGUUUGUAAUUAUCAAACAUAGAUGUAUUUAUUGAGAUGGAAAAGGUUUCUUAGCAUAUACAUGUAGAAGAAAUGUGAAACUGACGUGAUUAGGGUAAAUACGAUGCCUGCAUUGGCUACGCUGCUUUAAUAAUAGCCAACCCCAUUAAAAUCCCAUAAUUAUGUUCUUUUCAAAGCCAGGGCACUCAGUUCAUGUUUACUCCAACCUAAAGGAGAUUGAGUAUAUCUCUACUUGCAAUAUUGCAGCCGUUAUUGAAACCCGCCCUUCCCAGUUACCUAAUAUAUUUCUCUCGUUCCCCCGAUUCUUAAAAUUUAACAGGCUUCCUCCCCCGAGCUUCGGGAGGUUCUGAGAUACGCCUAUUUCAAGUUAUCAGUGAUAAAGAGGUGCCUAGAAGAAAGCCGUUAGUGACUUAGGAGGGACUUUUGUGCAAACCCCAUAAUAACAUUUCCCCCCUGAUUUCUUUGCUAGGGAAAAGCAACGUGGCAGCAAGAUACAACAGUGCUGAAAGUAACUAUGAGAACUGCCCUGUGUACCAAACCCUAAACGAGAAGAAUCCUGGGACACCUGUGUACCAGUUACCUGUGUACCAAUCUAAUGGUCAGCCAACUAACUCCGGCAAUGAGAUCCAGUUGGAAACACCAAAAGCAAGAAUGUCACCUAUUGCACAGGAAGACCAAUCAACAUAUCAAGGCUUGCUUAAUGAAAACAGUGAGUUUAUGUCUAUGAUAAUUGCAUCGUAUGUACCAUGCAACUGAUUUUCUAUCAAUUUGGAUUGUCAAGAAAACAUAGUGAUAUGAAUAAUAAAAUUAUGUCACAUGAAUUUAUCUUUAAUGAGUAUAUGAAAUAAAUGACCUAAUAAUCACCAGUUAUUCUUGGUUUGCAACCAAGUGACAAGGCGGCCAUGUUGGUGGUCAAUACGGUAGAAUUUUUUUUUUCACAAAGAAUUUACAUGGAAAUGGAUAUUUCUUUCCAGAGGAGAGAAUCGCUUUGUUCUUGACCACCAAGAUGGUCAACGUUACAUUACGUGCAAACCAGCCAUUGCAUCUACUAAAUUGUUACAAAUUUUAAAAGGGCAUCAACACAGAUAAGAGAUUAGUGUACGUAGGAGCUGCUCACAAGGUCUCUCCUAAUUGGUCGCAGGAAACAAUGAUAUUUUAUUCUUUCAAUUGUUUUAGUAUUGUUUGGGGUCAGGGUGAGGCACCAUUGGUGACUUCUCUUCCGAGCAGCUACUAUACAUUACUCAGAUAAGAGGGUGCAUUUAACGUAAUUUAUUUUGAUGUUGCGCAAAUUAAUGUACGAAUAUAUACAUAAACAACUGUGCAUGCAUUCAUAAAAAUAUUAUUAUUAGUUUGGUUAAUAAAAACUGUAAUAUUGUGCUCUGUUGUUGCUUUUAUGGAAACCCAUAUGUUUUAUGGUCCUUUUGCUGAAUUUUUAAUGUCGGCGAUUACUCUUAAAUUUUGCAGAAGGGCAUUUCACCAUUUGCACCACAACUGAAAUUUCAAAGAAGUGUUCAUAAAUGAAUGGGUCAUUGAAAAUUUAGCACAAGUUAUAUUCGUUUGCUGAUUCAGCUCUAUGUCACUGGCGUGGAUUCGCCCUUCUGGUACUGAAUAAGCUUGUCUCUUUUCUAGGGCAAAGUAACUUGGCAGCAACAUACAACAAGGCUGAAGGUAGCUAUGAGAACUGCCCUGUGUACCACACCCUAAACAAAAAGAAUCCUGGGACACCUGUGUACCAGACACCGGUGCACCAGUCUAAAGGUCUACCAGAGGGUGCUUCGACAGGGAUUAAUGAGGAA
This is a messenger RNA of Porites evermanni, 13500 nucleotides long. The record is from the annotation of a GenBank genome assembly. NCBI's taxonomy places the organism in Eukaryota, Metazoa, Cnidaria, Anthozoa, Scleractinia, Poritidae.